CAUACAAGUUACUCAUUAACUGAUUAAGAUAAAUUGAGUUUUCAUUUGAAAAUCUGGUCUUUCCAAAAUGGGAGAGAGAAUGUUGCUCACAUUGAUGGUCUUUUCCUCACUUGCAGUAUUAGCAGAAACUAUUGCUCAAAAGCAUGCUAUUGAAAUCUACAGCCUCCAUGUGAACUGCAGAGUCACAUCACGAUUUGCUCACACCGUCAUCACCAGCAAAAUCAUCAACCGAGCUAAUGAGUCUCAUGAGGCGACCUUUGAAGUGGAGCUACCCAAGACAGCCUUUAUUACCAACUUCUCCAUGUCCAUCGAUGGCAAAGUAUACCCAGGAAUAAUAAAGGAGAAAGCAUCUGCGCAAAAGGAAUACGAUGCAGCAGUCUCACAGGGGCAGAGCGCUGGCCUCGUGAGAAUCACAGGCAGGAAACUGGAGCAGUUCCACGUUUCCGUCAGCAUUGCGGCUGCCAGCAAAGUCACUUUUGAGCUGGCGUACGAGGAGCUGCUGAAGCGGCAGCUGGGGCUGUUCGAGCUGCUGAUCAAGGUCAGACCCCAGCAGCUGGUUAAGCACUUCCAGAUUGAUGUGCACAUCUUUGAGCCCCAGGGCAUACGUUUCUUGGAGACGGACAGCACCUUCAUGACAAACGAGUUAUCUGAGGCACUCACAAAAGUGCAGAAUGAAACCAAGGCUCAUAUUUUAUUUAAGCCAACUGUGGAUCAACAGAAGGUAAAUCCUGAACUUGAUGAAACCCGCCUCAAUGGUGAUUUCCUUGUGCGUUACGAUGUUAAGCGGGUUGCUACUGCAGGUGAAAUACAGAUUGUCAAUGGGUAUUUUGUGCAUUACUUUGCACCCCAGGAAAUGCCGGUGUUUCCCAAAAACGUCAUCUUUGUUAUAGACCGAAGUGGCUCUAUGGCAGGCAGAAAAAUUGAGCAGACGAGGGAAGCUCUCUUGAAGAUUUUGCAAGACCUCCGCCCUGAAGAUCAUUUCAGUUGCAUCACAUUUAACAACAAAGUGUCAGAGUGGAAGAGGGCUUUGCUGCAAGCCACUGCGGAGAACGUGGCAAGCGCCGCAGGAUUUGUGCAAACUAUUACUGCCAGAGGAGGCACAGAUAUCAAUCACGCCCUGCUGACUGCUGUGAGUGUGCUGGAUAAAGCUGAGAGGCUGCCGGAGCGGAGUGUCUCCAUGAUUAUUUUGCUGACUGAUGGUCAGCCCACAUCCGGUGAGACUAAAGUGGAAGUCAUUCAAGAAAACAUACAGAAAGCUCUCAAUGGGAAAUAUGCCCUCUUCUGCCUCGGUUUUGGGUUUGAUGUCAGCUAUAAUUUCCUGGAGAAAAUGGCCCUAAGCAAUGGGGGAAUUGCACGUCGAAUAUAUGAAAAUGCUGAUGCAGCCUUGCAGCUCCAGGGCUUUUACCAAGAGGUGGCUACUCCAAUACUAAUGAAAAUUGAAAUGCAGUAUCCAGAAAAUGCUGUUGAGGGGUUAACCAAGAACAAUUUCAAGCUGUUUUUUGAAGGAUCUGAAAUCAUAGUGUCUGGAAAAAUUAGCAAUGAGCUUGAUCUUUUGCCAGUGGAAAUUAAAGCUCAGUCACAUACUAGUGACUUGACUCUUAGAGAAGAAGCAAAUGUCAAAGAGAAGGAGCAAGUAUUUCAAAAUCAAAGUUACAUCUUUGGAAAUUUCAUCGAGAGACUGUGGGCUUACUUAACCAUUCAACAACUUCUAGAAAAAUCUAUUUCAGCCCAAGAAGAGCAGCAGAAAGCCUUGGAGGCGCGAGCCUUGGAGCUGUCCCUGCAGUAUGGAUUUGUUACACCCCUCACUUCCAUGGUGGUCACCAAACCCACUGACCAGCAGCAAACCGAGCUAGUGAACAAACCCACUGAAGCUGACAAUGAGAAGCCCAGCAGCUUUCCAGUAGGAGAUGCUUAUAGAAUGAGUGUAUCACUUCCUAGUCGACGGCGCUCUGAGCCCCAGUCUGGCAGUAAUAGGAAGAUGUUUCCAUCAGUUGGCAGGCUAAGCAAACUCGUGAGACUGGAAACUCAUACCAAAGAACAUCCACUGCUUCUCUCACAAUUACCCAAAGAAAAUACUGAUGGGCAAGCACAGCCUUCUGUCCUCCUGCUCUCAGAUCCAGUACAAGGACUUUCUGUGACUGGGAAACAUGGGGACAAAAUAAAUCAGUUUGUACAGUUUGAAAUUAUUUAUGUGAAUCCUGCCGUGCAAAUCAAUGUUUCUGUGGAUGAGAUCGUCUUAAGCCAUGACAACAAGAACAUUCGGCUGCUGUGGACAGAGUCAGCAAGCUCUGCUGUCCAGGGGCUGAGAGUCUCAGCUGAAAAUGAAAGUAGUGUAACAGUAUCACUGUCCGAUACAGUCACAGUCAAAAUAUACCUUGUAAAGGUUCCAAGUGAUUUCCUUCAGCUGUGUUUCUUGAAUAUCGACCGUUUUUCUGACAAAGUCACUGGAAUUCUGGGUCAAUUUUAUUUAAAAGCACAGCUUGAGAACAAUGCCAAAGUAAAUCAGAGAGCUGACGAAAGACUUCUAAAUGUUCCAGGAUCUGAGCACAGACUUACCAGGCUAUACAAGAAAGAUUACAGGCUUGAGUCAACUAGUGAUCCUGUUUCCUGCUGGUCAAUAGUUGGAACUUCCUAGAGAAGACUAUAUUGGGAAAGAAAGCAAUACAAACGAUGCUCUUUCACAUAUUUUUAAUACUUUAUCUCCCCAAGAAAACAAUACAGUUAAAGCAUUACCUGUUCAUAUAAAUAACUGUCAUAUAUAUCUUACCUCAAAAUAAUUACACUUUCAAGAUGAGAAUAUGCUUGCUGGUUGUCUGUAAUUGUAAGAUGCUCUAUAAUAAUGUAAGAGACUUGUGUGAAUGAGCUAAAUAAAAGUGGCGCUAUCAGCUCACAUUUUGAUAUGGACAGACAGACUUAAGUUUCUGAAUAAAAUUAAGCAGUGGCACCACCCAGUCCAACAUACUUGUCAUGCAGACAGUAAUAAAUUUCUAAAAUUUGCAGUUGGUA
Molecule: messenger RNA, 3006 nt
Organism: Oxyura jamaicensis (ruddy duck)
Lineage: Eukaryota; Metazoa; Chordata; Aves; Anseriformes; Anatidae
Gene: ITIH4
Product: inter-alpha-trypsin inhibitor heavy chain 4
Exons: 22
Coding region: 68-2635 (855 amino acids)
Biological process (GO): hyaluronan metabolic process
Molecular function (GO): serine-type endopeptidase inhibitor activity
Source: RefSeq, a predicted model, not a curated record